GUCGUUUCUGCGCAUGCGCGUUGCGAAUUGUAGCGACUUCCUGCCAAAUAGUUGUCCCUAACAACACACAGCACAUCACCGAGGGAAUUUUAGUUCAAGGAAACAUAAAGUUUCCUCGGAAGUAGCACUUGGUGAAAUGGGCCUUGGCCAAAGCAUAAGCAGCAGAGACUGACGGCGCAGAUUUACCAGGGCGGACGGAGAAGACGUCCUCUCCCACAGCCAUGGACGAGUCGCAAGAGGUGUCCGAGCUACCUACAAAGAAAGCUCGGCAUGAUCCAGAAGUGAGUCAGGAGGGUAAUUCACGAAGUGUGGCUGCUAAUGACAGCAGUGACUCCCCUAACCGGAACGAAUCGACAGCUCGGGCAGAGGUCAAUUCAUAUCCACCGUCAUCUGUCGCUCACUUGCACACGAUGCCUGGAGGUCCAGACCGGUCAAAUCAAGAGACGAUAUCAAGAUCCCAGGGCUGUGUCUCAGAAAAUGCAUAUGAUCACAAUGCAGUGACGUGCAAAGACCUCACCACAACCACAGCCACUGAAUAUACCUCACAGAUCUACCAAGGAAGCAACACCGCUGUCACUGCAUAUGCCAGUCAAGUGGCUUUCCCUUCCCUGGGCCAGUCGACCGUAUACAGCGGCUUUCCUCAGUCCGGCCAGACGUACGGACUGCCACCAUUUGGCGCCAUGUGGCCAGGCUUAAAGACAGAGUCGCGGCUGCCCGAGGCACCCUCUGUUGGUCAGACGGGGUUUCUCAGCUUCAGCUCUGCCUAUACCUCAACCCAACCCAGCCAGAUCCACUACUCCUAUCCCAGCCAAGGUUCCUGUUUCACAACGUCCAGUGUGUACAGUAACAUCCCUCCAGCUACUGCUGUGACCACAACUACUGGCGCACAUCAGGAGUUUUCAAGUUACAACUCUCUUGGUCAGAGUCAGUUCUCGCAGUACUACGUUCCUCCUCCCAGUUACUUGUCCGCUGGGCUGCCCAGCAGUGAUAGAGAUGGAGCAGGUGUAGUGGCACCUGAAUAUCCAGCCAUUAAAACUGAAGGCAGUGCCUCAGCAAACCUGCCCAACACAACAGAUGCAUCCCCAGGUGUGACGAUCCCUACAGGUGUGGCUCUGCCUGCUGGGAUGGCCCUCCCCACAGGAGCACGGGACCAAGACGAGACCAACCGCAAAAACCCUCCUGGCAAAGCUAAAGGCAAAGCUAAGAAAUCUGAUGAUUCCCAGUCCACAGACAAUGACCUUGAGCGCAUCUUCUUGUGGGAUCUGGAUGAAACCAUCAUCAUUUUCCACUCUCUUCUUACCGGUUCAUUUGCACAGAAGUUUGGCAAGGAUCCAGCAACAGUUCUAAAUCUGGGUCUUCAGAUGGAGGAGCUGAUCUUUGAGCUUGCAGACACUCAUCUCUUCUUCAACGAUCUGGAGGAAUGUGAUCAGGUUCAUGUUGAUGAUGUUGCCUCAGAUGACAAUGGCCAGGACUUGAGCAACUACAGUUUCUCCAGCGACGGCUUUAGCGGGCCCAGUUCAGGCAGUGGUCCAGGGUCCACCACAGCGGUACAGGGAGGAGUGGAGUGGAUGCGUAAGCUGGCCUUCAGAUAUCGCCGGCUCAAAGAGAUCUACAAUGGAUUCAAAGGGAAUGUGGGAGGUCUGUUGAGCCCAAUGAAGAGAGACCUACUGCUCAGGCUGCGCUCUGAGAUCGAGACCGUUACAGAUGCCUGGCUGAGCACUGCCCUCAAAUCUCUCUUGCUCAUUCAGUCAAGGGGCAGAUGUAUGAAUGUUCUGGUCACCACCACUCAGCUGGUUCCAGCUUUAGCUAAAGUGCUUCUCUAUGGCCUGGGUGACGUCUUUCCCAUCGAGAACAUCUACAGCGCCACUAAAAUAGGAAAAGAGAGCUGCUUUGAGCGUAUCAUCUCUCGCUUUGGGAAGAAAGUGACCUAUGUUGUUAUAGGGGACGGUCGUGAUGAAGAGUUUGCAGCAAAGCAGCACAACAUGCCAUUUUGGCGAAUCUCUUCUCACGGAGACCUGAUUUCCCUUCACCAAGCUCUGGAACUGGACUUCUUAUAGAUGGAGCUGGAGGUAAGACAUGGAUCUCUCCAGCUGCACCCAUCAGCAAUCCCAUCCACCCCUAACCCGAUCCAGCGCAGCCGUGGAGCAGCUGACAUAGACUCUGGGACGUUAGCCGUCAUAGACAAGAACUCAAGACAGUCUGUGACGCGACCUCACAAGCCCUCCAUUCCCUCAAUGGCAGCUAUCCUCCCCUUAGGUUGAAUCUUGCACUGGGACGCCACACAACCGUACACAAGGAAAAGAGGAAAAAAACUGUCUCCCACUCUUACUGCAUCUUUCUCUUGGAAAAAGGAUGUACUUUACCAUCUUUAACAUAACUGGAUUCACCAAAGGAACAACCGAUGACCAAAGGUCUGCACUGGCACAGAAACUUAGGAUUGAACUUAGUUUAAGUCUUUUUCUGCAUUCUUUUUAAAGGGCUGAAAAGUAAGUUGGAGUCAUUUUGAUUUGCACUCAUUCCAAAGGUCAGGACAUUGGUUCUUAUGAGAUGGCAGGUUACAUGCUUUAGAAGCCUCCAAGAAAUGAUGCUAUGAUUUCAGUUCUUAAAACAGAUCGCAGACAUGGCCUGUUUAAUAUCUGUGUACAGAUUGUACCAAUAAGGUUUAGUAUAGAUCCCACUUAAUUUUACUGUAUCUAUAUAUGGAUUUUCCUAAAUGUUCCUCAGUUUAUGGGAUCUACUUUCAUUUACCCUUCAUACACACUUCAUCAUUUCUGCUUUAAAUGAGGCAACAUGACAAAUUAUAGAGUGCCUAACGGAAACCAUUUGUUUUUGAACAGUUUGUCCCUCUUUUUCUUUGAAAGAAUAAAUCGCCCAAAAAGGAGAAUUCGCAUUGUUACUUUUGUUCCAAAUCCCGACUAACUUUCAUGAAACACAAAAGACGAUGUUUAGAAGAAUGUCCACGCUGCUCUUUUCCAUACAAUGAAAUUUGAAUGGAAAAGGGAACCUCAAACUCAAAUACAUCUUGUGUGUUGUCUGAUGGAAGUCAUUAUGAGUACAGACUUAAAUUUAAAUCAUUUACAAACAGCCUUCCCCUUUGUUUAGCUCUGAAGUCUAACUCGGCUAUUAGCUGAAACUUGGUGUGACAUUUCUUGGCAUGCUGAAUUUGAAUGAACGCAAAUGCAGAGAUUUUCAGUGAACUUCUAAUUAAAUCUCGAUGAUUUCAGAAAACUACUGGAUCUCAGCAAACUGUCUCUAGUCACGUUUUACUGUAUGGAAAAGAGCAGCAUUUUUGUGUUAAGAAGGGUUCAAAUCAACAACUUUUUUUUUGUUUUUUUUUUGUUUGGUUGAGCCAUUUCUGUAGAAAUCCAUAUUAAGGUGAUGUUUUGAGGGGAACAUAGGUUUCUGGAUUGAUACUGUCCCAUGUUAAAUGUGUAUAAUGCAAUUAUGAGCCACAUGAACUAACUGCAUUUGCGUCCCCUGAGGAAAGUCACAUGGCUGAGUGGGAUUUUGUAAAAUUACCUCUUGCAUAUAGCCAAAAUUACCCAUGGAUUUGAAGCUACAGGGCCCCAGCCUGUGACCGUUUUUUUUUUUUCAUUUGUACAUGUUUGGGAGAAAAACUCUGUGAUAGUGUGCAAUACAUUUCUGGUCAGUGAUAAUUGAUUGUUUCAAUUUUGGUUGAAGGUGGUUUCACGAGCAGGUUUGGGUGUAAUAUUCCUAACCGCUGUGAGAUUUUGACUGAACAUUACUGAGCCUGAAGAAAAAGCAUUUUUACUCAAGCAGCUUUGACAAUUAAGAAUGUGUAAUCUUCAUUUGUUUGCAUAGAUGUGUGUGUCUGUGUUUUUUUUUUUUCCUGUAUAUAUUUAUAUUGUGCCUUUUAUCUAUAAUCACCAUUCAGUAAGUGUAUUAUCUUAAAGGGAAUUACUGAAAUAUGACAAACAUAUGCAAUAUGACAAACAUAUGUUUGUAUUGUUUGUUUUUCUGGUGAAGUG
Messenger RNA from Onychostoma macrolepis, 3989 nucleotides. It is a transcript of the gene eya3, whose product is annotated as EYA transcriptional coactivator and phosphatase 3. NCBI's taxonomy places the organism in Eukaryota, Metazoa, Chordata, Actinopteri, Cypriniformes, Cyprinidae. The coding region runs from base 222 to 2057 and encodes 611 amino acids. The record is from RefSeq and is a predicted model, not a curated record. Gene Ontology annotation, cellular component: nucleus. Gene Ontology annotation, molecular function: protein tyrosine phosphatase activity. The transcript is spliced from 19 exons. Gene Ontology annotation, biological process: multicellular organism development; cell differentiation; negative regulation of extrinsic apoptotic signaling pathway in absence of ligand.